AUGGCGAUGACCCAGGCAGCAAACCUGGUAGAGAAGGCUCUCGGCCAUGGUGAUAAUGCAACAAUCACCACUGAUGUGUCCAGCUACGACAAUGAAUAUGGAGUGGAGACCGGAGAGAUGAUCCAGGCUACUACCUGGCAAGGGAAGAAUCAAGUCAAAGUUGUGGAAAUGCCGAAGCCACGGGUGAUUGACCCUGGAGACGUGAUUGUCAGGGUGACAGGAAGCACUAUUUGCGGUAGCGAUCUGCACCUGUAUCAUGGGGUCAUUCCUCAAUUGGAGAAGGGCGACGUGCUCGGCCAUGAAUGCUGCGGGGUUGUGGACAGUGUAGGGCCCGAGGCAAAGAAUGUCAAUGUUGGAGAACGAGUUGUUGUUUCUUUUCCAAUUGCUUGCGGGGAUUGCAAGAAUUGUCGGAGAGAAUACUAUUCUCAAUGUGACAGGACCCACGAGAACACUUUGACCAAUGCCUUGUAUGGGAAGCGGACUGCAGGCAUAUUUGGAUAUUCCCAUUUUACAGGUGGGUUUGCAGGUGGCCAGGCCGAGUACAUUCGAGUUCCAUACGGCGACGUCAAUCUACUUUCUAUUCCAGCCGAUGUGCCAGAUGAGAAGGCACUUUACGUCUCGGAUGUUGUGGCGACAUCAUGGCACUGCGUGGUCGACACCGGUGUUAAGAAAGGAGACGUUGUUGCGAUCUGGGGAGCUGGACCGAUCGGGCAGAUGUGUGCACAGUUCAGCUUCUUCCAUGGCGCUAGUCGAGUUAUACUUAUCGACGGAGGUGAUGGUGCAUGGCGAUUGGACUUUGUGAAGACUAAAGCGCCAAAGGUUGAGACAAUCAACUUCGCUGAUCUGCCCAAAGGCGAGUCAGUGACAUCACAGCUGCAAAAAAUGGUUGAUGGCGGACCAGAUGUUGCUUUGGAAUGUGCAGCGGGUGAAUAUGCCAAAGGCUGGGCGCAUUACUUUGAACAGAUGCUUGGAAUGGAGACGGAUACCUCGGAGUUGUUGAAUGAGAUGAUUACUGCCGUUCGCCCGUUUGGCCAUGUUGGGGUGACGGGGGUCUAUGCCGGAUUUACCAAUCACUUUAAUAUUGGGGCUCUGAUGCAGACCGGUGUACACCUUAUGGGUAAUGGACAGGCUCCUGUGCAGAAGUAUUGGAAACACCUCAUGCACCUCAUUCAGACGAACGAUAUCAAUCCACUGGAUAUGGUGACCCACCGGGUCCGUUUGGAAGACAUGGAGAAAUUGUAUGCAAUUUUCAACAAGCGAGAGAUGGGCAUGCAGAAGGUCUUCGUACAGACCAAGCACUCUGCUCCCCCAACAGACGGAGCUCCUCGAUUAACGGAGUUGUGA
Messenger RNA from Penicillium mononematosum, 1344 nucleotides. RefSeq names its product zinc-dependent alcohol dehydrogenase. The record is from RefSeq and is a predicted model, not a curated record. Gene Ontology annotation, molecular function: oxidoreductase activity; zinc ion binding. The coding region runs from base 1 to 1344 and encodes 447 amino acids. Lineage: Eukaryota; Fungi; Ascomycota; Eurotiomycetes; Eurotiales; Aspergillaceae. The transcript has 5 exons.